Naegleria gruberi is the source of this 9536-nucleotide messenger RNA. RefSeq lists its product as uncharacterized. NCBI's taxonomy places the organism in Eukaryota, Heterolobosea, Eutetramitea, Acrasida, Naegleriidae. Gene Ontology annotation, cellular component: cytoplasm. The transcript is spliced from 3 exons. The record is from RefSeq and is a predicted model, not a curated record. The coding region runs from base 1 to 9303 and encodes 3100 amino acids.
AUGCCAAAUCACCUCGUCAUCUCAGAGUUAUCAUCUCCGAUGACUCCAACAAACUUUGAUCAGGAUGAUGAUGAUUUUAAAAUUAGUAAGGAGGAAUAUCAUCAACCUUUUUUUAUGAUGCCACCAAGUUCAAUUUCUUUGGCAUCAGUUUUGGCUGUGAAAAUAUCUUCCGGUUUGCCAAUUCAUCAAUGCUCGAACAAUAUUGAAUCAUAUUAUUCUCCGAAUAAUGAAAUUAUUUAUUUAUUGGAUAGAACUAAUGACAAGUUACAAUUCUUUUUUUUGGAGGAAAGUACACAGUACGAUAAUGCAACAUUUGAAUUUUUGCGAGAAUUUAUUACCAUCAAUAAUUGUGGAAAUAUUAAAUCGAUUAAUUGGAUGAGGUCACACACAACAGGAGGCAUUCAGUCUAAAUUCUCGUGUUAUUGUCUUGUUGCUAGGGAUGAUACUUUGGAAAUUAUAUUCUUUUCUAAAAGUGACCAAGAUGAGACGUUUAGUCCAUCAGAAAGGAAUGAGAAAAUUUUAAUUAAUUUCUUAACAGACGAUUCGGAAACAAUAUUUAAAUUCAAGAAUGAAAGAGUAACAUGGAUUGUCAAAAAAUUCACAAUAUCAUUCUCAAAAAUUACAAACUCCAUCAAGAAUGCUAAUUUUGGAGAAGAGGUCUCCAUGAAAGCAAUACUUCCAAUUCUUGAAGAUCGUCACUUUUUAAUAUUAUUCGAUAACAAUCAUGUUUGUGAAGUUUCUCUACAGAACUUUUUAUUGCAAAUUUGUAGUAAUUUUACAAUACAAGCUCCAAAGGAUCAUACAUAUAGAGAAUUAUUGGCAUAUCAACAGUUUCUUUUUUGCUCACUUUCUUCCAGCCCUUCUGAAAUGCUAAACAAAGUUGAUAUUUGGGAUAUCUCUAAAAAGAAGAAAGUUGGAUUUGUAAAUUGUGAUAUUGUAAAUUUAUGUAACUUUAAAUUAUCGAAUAACGGAUUACUUUUAACAGCAACAUGUGACAAUGAUGUAUAUAUUAUAGAUUUGGAUUUAAAAACGGAAAAUGUUAAAGAAGAAGAGCAUGUUCAACGAACAGAAGAAGAUUUUGAUGAAGAAGAUGAUACUGAAGGCGAUGAAGAAGAAGAGGAAGAUAUUGAAGGUGAUGAGGAGGACGAAGAACUUUCCUUCAAUGAACUGCUCAAUCAAAGUGAAAAGAAAACGGAUACUAUUGAGCCAAUAGAAUCACUUUUACCUUUCUGUUACACCUCAGAGAAUUUUUAUCAAUCUCACUGGUUUGAUAAUACAGAACCUCAAAAGAGAUCUACUAGUGUUCUCAUCGAUUCAGGUGAUGAUUUUGGUACUGAGAAAGAUACAAAGAGCAAUUAUCCAUUUGUAGUUGCAAACAAACAACGAAAGGAAACCAUAAUGAGGGAUUCACUGUUAAUCAAAAGAGGAUCAAUUGGUAGUUUAGAUAGUAAUUUAGAGUCAUUUUCGAGAAAAGACUCUUUAAUUUCGAGAACAUCAAGUCACAACUUUAUGCUUUCUCCUAGGAAAGAUGAAAAUAUCAGCCACAUUGAUGAAGGCAUUACUGUUAUUCAUGCAGUUGAAAAGAAUUCUAAAAUUCAUGACUAUAUCAUAACAAAUAACAAGUGCUACAUCAUUUUUGACUUGUUGGAGGCUGAUAUAAGACUCCUUCAAGUUUAUGACAUGCUUUCAGGAAAAACCACAGCAAUAUGUUUGGAAAAGGGUAAUUUCAUUUCCCAAAUUUACUGCUCAGAUGUACAUUGCUUUUACAUAACAGAGGAUGCCCACAAACAUGGAGUUUUCUUUAUUAAUGUAAACACCAACAAGAGCAUUCUUUUGAAUAAUCUUAUCAAGUACGAAAGACAAAGAUUAGCUGAGAGGUUAUGUGAUCUUAAUGGCUGGGACAGAAAAUCAUUAGCAGUUCAUGCUAUAGAGCUUGGUUUGAGAAAUAGAGAACUUGCUGUUGUACAAGAUACUUUGCAACAUCUUGAUCCGGAGCAAGAGUUAAAUGUUUGCUAUAUAAUUGCCAAGUUUAUUCAAGACACUAAAUUUUCAAAAGAUAGUGAAUUUAAAAUUCAUACUAUCACUACAGCCAUAUCUUACAUUCUCUCAUUGAUUGAAAAACGAAUUUUAGAGCUGGGUUCAAAGAAUGAAUAUAAUUUGGGUGAAGAAGAGCCAAAUACUUUUGAUUCUAUAUUUAUAUUCAAAGAUAAGAGAGUACCUAUUAAGAUUGAAAGUACUGAUUCUGUGAUUAAAAAGUUGGAGAUUAAGAAUGCCAAAAAGUUAGACAAGUUUAUGGAAAGUCAAACCAUUUCUGAAAUUGAUGAAAUUACAAGUGCUUCAAAUGACAUUAUUAAUAAUCCAUCUUCUAACACUAUUUCAAUCAUUGAGGAUAUCAUGAGUUCCAAGCAAGUUUUGUCAAAACCAGAAGAAGUUUUGCUUUUAUCUAGUAUCAUUUCUCUAUUGAGAUCAUAUUUGAUAUAUAAUAAUCAAGAGGAAGAAGAAGUAAAUGAACCAAUAGCAGCAGAUUUACUUAGUUCAUUCAAUUCUCAAAGCAAGAGAAGUGAAACUCUUCGUUCAGAGAAGAGAAUAGACCUGGAUUUGUCUUUUUCUGGAGGUGAUAAUUUUAAUGAUUUAUCCUUCUUCGGUUCCGAAAUGAAGACAGGUGUAUCGAUUAACAAUGAAGAAGAUAUGUAUAAUUAUGAUGCCGAGGAGAAUGAAAUUUCUGAUGCAGACGAAAAGAAUGAAAUGGAAAUGUUUGACAAAAUUUUAAUGAGAGGCAAUGAAGAACUUUAUCACAAGUGGAAGAAUAUGGAAAAUAAGUCCAUAAUUGUUGAUUGUUUGACUAAGGGUCUUGUUUCGCUUGGUUACUCAUUCUUGAAAAAUAGAACCGUAAAGCACAAGUCUGCAGCUGAAUGUGAUAGUGAGGAUGAAGACAAUACUAACAACUUUUUCGAAAUUGAAGAUUUUGAAAGCUUUCAACAACUUUCCUUUAUUGUAAUAUAUGAACAUUUAGUUUCUGGUGAAUAUAAUCUUGCUAUUAAAAUGCUAGAAAACUUGGGAGAAGAUGUUACAGAACAUUUAAGAGAAUUGGCUUUUAAUACGAUCGACAAGAAUAUUAGAAACCAUUUAAUUAAGGAAUUGAAGAGAAUGAAGAAGCUUUCAGAAGAGGAACAAGAUGUAAUAGAAUUUCUUCAACUUUUGGAAGAACUUUAUCCUGAUACAUCCAUUCAAAAAGUACUUGAAAAGGUGCUUCCAUACGGACAGUAUAAUCCUUUCACAGAUGAAGAUUUUGAUCAAGUGGAAAAAAACAUUGUUAUUGGAGAUAUUUCUGAUGAUGCACAACUUACGCCACUCCACCACAUUACAAGUAGUGUUGUUGUUGAAUCACCAGUAUCUUCAGAUAGUUCAGAUAGCCUAGUUUUUAAACGUAAAGUGUCUAUUCAAUCAAGAAUGAGAAGUGCUUCAAUAUCUAGCACUAACAAGAAAAUUUUAGCACUAUCAAAGUCAAAGUCCUCUUACUUUGUAUCUAAAUUGAGUUGGUUAUUGAGAUGGGAUAAACAUACAAGAGAGAGAAUUCUACUUGAAAAAGAUUAUCACGAUAAUGAGUCCAACAAAUCAAAGCUUGCCUUUUGUAUUGCUCAUCAUGAUUUUGUUGGACUGGUGAGAUGGUCAAAGAGUGCAAUUAAAUACUACGGAAACUUGAAAAAGAAGAAUGAAAGUGUGAAAUGUUAUCAAACAGAAGAUGGAGAUAUUCUCUAUGUUCCUGAAGGUUACUCUUCCAAGAUGCAACAGGUUGUUGAAAGUUGUCAAGAAGUUAUCAACAUUGUCAGAGAACAAUUACAAUUUUGUAGUCCAAUGAUGAAAGAGCUAUUGUUGAAUAGUCUUGCAUUCAGAGGAAUAUUCAUUAGAGAAGAUACAAAGGAUUUUAUUUCCUUGUUGCAAAGAUUUUGUGCAACCUAUCAACUUUUUUCAAAUGAUAUUCCAUCUAAUUUAAUAGAAACUUUGUCUAUUGAAUGUGAUCCUACCAAUAUGUUCGAUUCUGAUAAGGAUAUUGUUUCCAACCCAAUCAACACAACUUAUUUACAUCCAGUGGGAGAAAUGAGCAAAUUCCACAAAGACUUUAUUUCUUUCUGUAUUGAGAAAAAUAUUCCUAGUAUUUGCUUUAGGUAUAUUGACAAGUUUAAUAUUUGGGAUGCAUUAGAUAAAUCCUUCACUGAAGAUAAGAGACCAUCAUGGUUAAAUAUGUUCUUACUCUCCAAUAAGAAGGAUAUGUUUAAUUUAUCAUUCAUUAACGCCCAAUCUAAACUUAGAAAUAAUGAUAAUCAAAAGAUUAAUUUGAAUAGCAUUCUUAAUGAAAAUCCAAUCAUGGCUCUCUCCACACAAAUGUAUUCUCCAAAAACUCUUCAUGAAUCUUUGGAAGAACCAAUUACAAGUGAGCAUUACUUGAACAGUUCUUACUUAUCCAAAGCGCUUCAGCCAUAUCCAACCUUCCAUUCUGCACUUUUUAAUGAAAAAAGUACAAAGCAUUCUGAAAACCCAACCCUAUCAAAGGAGAGUCAAUCUGAAAAUGAAACUAUCAACCUUUGCAAUAACGAAAUUGCAAGAGGUAACAUUGUUUCAUGCCAAAAAGAUAUUUCUCUAUUUGAUAUGCUUAAACAUACACAUAUUGAUAUGUCUAUUGAUGAAAUUUUAAUGAUGGACGAAGGUAACGAAAUUAAUCAAGGAGAGUUUAAUUUAUUAACCCCUACUCAAUUUAAGAUUAACAAUAGAGAUGACUUAUUCAACUUUUCGACAUAUGAAUCAAGUAUCAAGGAGGUUCUUGAUAUUUCCUACUAUUUGAUGAAUCAAAGACCUUUGGAAGCUUACAAGGAGUUACUCAGUGAAGUCAAUUCUACCAAGGAUAAUGAAUUGAAAGAUUUAAUAGAUGAUGCUUACUCACCUUAUCUGUAUGGAGGAAAGAACGAACAACUUCCCCUUUCAAAUUAUAUGGACAAGGAAUCCCAAUUGAAUCUUUGUGAUAGAGUCAGAGAAAUUGCAUUGAAUAAUUUUUCUAAUCAAGCUAUCACUUCCUCAUGUAAAAUGUUCAUAGACCUUUGCAAUUUUGAAGAGUAUUCUGAUAAGUAUGCCAAGGUCAUCCUUGUUGAAACAAAAGUAGCUAGAAGAAUUUUUGAUUUUCAUCCAUCUUUUGUUGCUCAAGUUGAUCAACCACAACAUGUUGAUAGUCCUUCUAAGAAGCUCGUCGAAGAAUUUUUACAAAUUUCCGUAUCAAAAUCUACAAGUUCCGUUUACGAACAUUAUUUAUCCCAUCCUCAAUUCAAAAUUCUUAAAAUGUUGGAAGAAGCAACUGAAAGCAUGCUAAUUGUUGACAUUUCAGUCAAAGAAUUUUUAGAGAAGGAGUAUAACUCUAAGAAUUCCACUGAUCCAUCACAAGUUCAAAUUUUAGAUGGUAUGAGAAAUAGUGGACACAAGAUUUAUGUUUCUCCUUGGAAGCUCUUAUCUGUGUUUUCUGAAUUACAUGGUCUACCACCAUUUGUAAAUCAAUUAAAAUCUACUGCCAAGAAAGGACAAUGGAUUUCAUUCCUUUAUCAUGCUCAAGAUAUUAAUGCUCCUAUUGAGACAGUUAUGAGUAUUGUAGAAGAAUUCAUGCCUGAUGUCAUCAAACAAUUUUUAAUUAUUGUUCUGAGAGAUAUGAAAUCAAAACGUGACCAUAUUCAAACUAAGUUAUCAAUAGAGAAUAAUAAUAACGAUAUUCUUACGGAUUUAAAUCAAGAAAAUGAUAUUAUAUUCAAGGCAUUCCUAGAAAUUAUGAGAGCUGAAGAAUUCAACUUGAAAAAUGAUGAAGUUGUUGAGUAUUUGUUAAAUAGAUCACUUGCUCUUAGUGAACCUUUACUUGCAAUAGUUGCCACUUGUUAUCUCCCUAAAGAUUAUACAAUGUCUGAACUUUUCACUUGUAUGAAAUGUUAUUUGCAAUCUUUAAAGCAAAAGUUAACAAAUACCGAAAUGAAAAAGAAUGAAACCAUAUCUAUUAAGAAACAAAAUAUGAGAAAGUUGACAGAAAGUAUUGAUAGAUAUAUUCAAGAUUUUUGUUCAAAUAAUUUCCUGAAAGAUGAAAAACAAAGCGGUGUUCACUAUAUUACACAAUCAUUUGAAUUGUUUGAUGUUAAUAAUCCAAUUAUUUCAUUCUUACAAUUCUAUGAAUCAUAUGUUCAUGAAAAUAUUGGAAAGGCAACAGAUGAAAUGAAGACAUUUGUUAAAGUUGUAAAGGAUUUGAAUAGUGGGGUUGCUCCAAACUUUAACUUUGGCGAUUUAACAUGGGUUGUCUCCACUUCAACAGCUCUAGCACAACAACUAUCCAGGUCUUUGAACACGCAAUACAAACGUACCAAUUAUCUCCAGUUACUUCAUCAGACACAAUUCUCGUUAAUUGUUGAUGUUACCAAUGAGUUUGAAAAUAUGUACAGUGUAAAUUCAUUAUUUGAAAGAGUUUUCAAGUCUGGAGAAGUACAAGAAAUCGAUCACCUCAAUGUCUUUACAGGAAAUCCAAAUCAUUUUAUUGAAUCUCUGAUAGAAAAUAACUGUUUCAAAGAGGCAAGACAAGUUAUUGUCAUGUAUAGAAAGAAGAUUACCUAUUCAAAUGAUAAGGUUACAUACUCUCAAGCUCUUUACAAGAUUCAAAAAGUUCGUUCACUCUAUGUUACUAAUACCACAGAUAUCAUUACUGCCUAUUCAAAAGUGAAUGAUCUUUUCAUCAAGCACAGAUAUCCGCAAGAGAGUGGUGCUAAAUUCUUCUUAGAACAAGCAAUACUCUACCAAUCAGAAUAUUCUUCUACCAGCGUUUUACAUUUGUUGAAUCUUGCACUGUCUUGGUAUGAAGGAACCUAUAAUAUAACCAAAAAGAGAGGUAGUAUUGAAAUGACAAAAACAAAUCCAACUCCAUGUAGAAAUCAAAAAGAUAUUGACUAUCUUGUACAGAGUAUUGUUUUACUUUCCAACUCUGCAGAUAACUUUUUUACAAGUGGCGCCUCAAUAGUUUUAGCUCCAUUAGAGGCCAGAUUUAUUGAAAAUACUCAAAAUUCCUCAAAACGAUCAAACCAACCAAAUAUACCAACCAAUAUCAACAAUAUGGAUGAAUUAUUAGAUAAGGUCAUUGAUAAUUUAUUACUAAAAGAACAGUACAAAGAAGCAAAGAAGCUUGCUAAUUACUAUUCAUAUAAUAGUAAUAUUUUACAAAUUAUUGAAGUUGCUCUUACAUUGGCAAAAGGUUAUGAAUUACAAAUCAAGACAAUGUAUCAAGAUUCUGAUCAGAGAAAUAAUAGCUUUGCUGCCAAAACGCUUCCAUCAAAUAUUUAUUCUGCUCUUAAAGAUAUGGUCCUCAAUAUUGAUGAAUUUGACGAUAUUCAACAAAUAUUAGAUAAGAUGUCUCUUUUAUCUUUUGGUUAUAAGAUGAAAGGUUCCAAACACUUCCUCAAAGUUAUUGCCCUCAAUCACAAAAUUGGAAGAAUUCUCCAAUUAAGUUAUGAUAGUGUUAUUACAAAGGAUGAUUUUGAAGUUUUAAAACUCUUGCUAAUGAUGUUUGGAAAGGAAAAGCUUAAAGUUUGUUCUUCCUUCAUUCAACUUCGUAAUCUUGAUAGCGAUAGAGCUUCUAAAGUUUGUGCUAAUUAUCUCUAUUCUACCUAUGUUGAGUAUUAUAGAAACGAGGAUGUUUCCAUAUUCAAAAAUCAAGAAGAGGGAGGAGGUGAAAUUCUAAUUGAAGAUUAUUUCCAAUCCUCAUCUGCCAAUAAUAAUAACAGUGGAGCAAAUGACAGUACCUCAAGUACCGAAGAUUUUGAUGAUAGAUUAUCAACAAGUUCUGGUAGCUCAUUUUCAAGCUUUGAUUUUUCUAGCUCCUAUACAGCAAGUGUGCAAACUUCAACAUUCUUUAAACAAUUUAACCAACAACUUAAGAGUAAGCCAAUCAAAACUCUCAAAGAGUCACAAAAACAAUUCGAUCUAGUCAAAUGCACCAUGGAUGAAUUUGCAGAAUUUGCCAAUAUUGCAAAAGAUCCAUCAUCUAUUGCUCGUCAAUUAAUCAAAUUAAUAGACUCUGAUGAUGAAACAAAUGACGAUAGCCCACACAAGAAGAAAUCCAGAGGUAUUUUGAACUUGAAAUGCAAAGUUGAAAUUAUUAUUAGAGCUUAUCAUUGUUAUCAUAUGUCUUCAAGUUUUGAAGGGAUAGAGUCAAUUUUAAAGAGAAUCAAAGGACCAAUUAUUCAAGAAAUUUUAGAUGAUCACGACUUUUCACUUAUUGUCAGGUUGCUUGUUUCCAUUCCUGACUUUUCAGAACUUACGUUCCUUUUUGAUAUCUUAAUAGAAAAUGAACAGUUUGAGCUUAUUCUCAAAAAGAACAAGAACACAGACCAUGAUAAUAACAACCAAUUGAAAAUGGCCUUAUCAUCGUACGUGCAAACUAAAUUCCCUGAACAAAAUGAAAAGUUAGCAAUGGUUUACUUGAGAUUUAACAUGUUAAAAGAAUAUGGAACCUAUUUGUAUAAUAGAGGAUGUAAAGGAAUCAAGGUAAUUCAUAAGAGAUUAACAGACAAGGACGAUUCUUCAACAAGUGUCUCUAGUAAUCAAUCAAUUACACAUUUAGAUGAACAUGUACCACUAGAACAUGUUAUGAAGAUUGUUUGUGAAAAUUUUGAAUCUGCAGCAUCAUCAUUAGCCAAAGAAGAUUGUUGUCAAACUGCUGUCAAGUCAACUAACUUGGCUGCUCUCGUCAAACUUCAACUGAAGUUUUACAAUGAGCUCCCAAAUAAGAAGAAGCUCCAAAAUUUGCCAAUAAUUGUUGAACUUGGAUUGAAGGAAGCAAGAACCUUUAUUCAAAAUCAUGCAGACUUUGAGGAAUCAUUGAUAAUAGCCAAUGCUUAUGAUAUUAACACCAUGUCUGAUUGGAUUGAACCAAUUUACAAUAACUGUGUAAAGAAAGGAGAUUUGGAAUAUUUUAACUCACUCAGACAAUAUCUUCCAACAAGUACAAACUUAUUUAGAGAGGUCGCUAAACGUGUUAAACUUGAAAAACCUCUCAAUCCAAAGAAUUUACAAAAUUUCCACAAAUUCCUUUCAAUUCUUUGUAAUGACUACAAAGUUGUAAUGGAUAUUUGUGAAGAUUUGUUACAAUUAUUUUCAUCAAACUCUUCACUCGUUUCUGUUGCAAACUUGUUUGCAGAAUUGAACAAGAAGGCAAUUUCAAUUCUUGAUUAUGUUCCAAUAGUUGCUGUUUCCAAUGCUGAUAAUAUUUCAUCCAAUGAUGAUGAAUUGAAGUAAUUUUACAAACCUCUUAACAACAUGCAUCUAUCCCUUAAAAGCCAUACCACACUAUUUGAACAUCCAAAAUGGUUUUUGGAUGUUCUUGUUAAUGCUUUAGGCAAACCGAAUAAUUCUCAAUAACAAAUUAGAGCCCACAAAUCAAACUGAACCAACAUGAUAAUAGAAGUGAUAUCCAUAAAAACCAAUCGUAUGGUUCAUUGAAAAUAAACAAAUCAACAUUUCAUAAUAAU